GCGCUGCUCCUCUCUCAAGCGCGUUCAUGUCAAUAGAACGACGCUGGUGGCUGCACUACCGUCUUCGUCGCCGCUAUUCGGCAUAAUGGAGACAAAAAUCAACGGAAUACACCCGUCAGGGAGUCAACCACCAGUUAAUGGACACACUGACGCACAUCUAAUAAACGAUAUUCUUCCGCAAGGGAUUGAUGGUGAACCAAGCUUGGAAGAGAUCGAGAGGGAGCUACCUGUGGUACAUGAUGGACAAAUACCUCUACGCGAACUGCUGCAGCGCAUGGUGCAGACAAUCUAUGCCGAAUUGACCGAAAUGGCUGAAACGUUACCAGGGAUGUCUGAUGCAGCCCGAAAGCGAAAUAUUGCAGACUGGGUUGUCAAGACUAAGAAGCAGGUCGUGAAGCUAUACGCCGUCAUGCGCUGGUCGAGAGAUGCAGGGGACGUACAGAAGGCUAUGAAUAUUACUGCGUUCUUGCUCGAACAGAACAGACAGUUCGAGGAGUCUCACCAGGCCGUUAGAAACGUAAAGGAAAGCCUCGCACCAGCAAGACUUCGAAAUCACGACCUACUUACGUCUUUGGAUGUCCUAACUACGGGCUCAUACCUGCGAUUGCCCUCCCAAAUAAAGAAAUUCUUCAUUACUCCCCCACCUCUUUCCAAUAAUGAAGCGAGGAAAACACUAGCCGAUAUGGAAGAGCGGAUUCGCUUCCGAUUGCGAUUGAGCGAGAUCAUUCCGAUUGAAAUGUCACAAUUUAGAAUUGAGGACGGCCGAGCCCAUUUCAUUGUUCCUAACUUAUUCGAAACUUCACUUAGUCUAAGAGGAGCCAAGAAAGACGAUGGAUGGUUCUUUGUACAUGUAGAAUUCCUUUAUACAGUUGGUGGUGAUCUUACGGAUGUGCAAGAUUUUCCACGGCGGCCAACUGGCGACCUAAAACGACAUAUUGCAGAAGAAGCAGAUGGUCGACUAGCCUACUACCUGCCGUUACCAGUAGACCCGAAUGUCCCUCCCGAAUUGCAACCUCCUCUUCGGCCAGAAUUGCCUGCCGGAACUGUUGACACUCCUCUUGUUAGACUAUUUAAUUUCUUACAAAUGAUGUCUUUAUCGUAUCAGCUCGAGAUAUUAUUUUUUCAGGCCCAACGGUUACGAGCAUUAGGAUGGCGAGAUUACAUGUCAUUAGAAAGGAGUAGGGACGGCAAGAGUUUCACGGCUUCCUACUGGGUUCGUACUCAAACCGACAACUCCGCUCGACCUGGUUUCCAGCAACGAAUGCGAAUACCACCUAUAGGUGGUAGCGUGACAGUUUCUCUGGUCGAGACUCAUAUUUCUCCUCGAGCCGGCGGUGGUCCUGAUAGAUCACCGAAAGAGCGUAUCUUAGCUAAGCUUCAGCUCGACGGAAAAUUACGUGGUUCCCGUCCUUCUGACGAAGUAGAAACAUUCCGUGUUGUUGUAAAAUGGGAACCAACGAAAGGCGCCCUGGGUGCGCAGAUGCCGCCUCACCUAGAGACACUUAUUCCAGAGGAGCUGGAGGUGAACCCGCAAGAUCUAAACUUCGAAGCAUUAUUACGAAAAGCGAUCACGAAGCAUGCCUACGCGAUCCUCACUGCUUAUCAAUACCAUUUAGAGAAUGGACCAUCUGCUACCAUGUUCUCUUUCCCAGGAGAGCUUUCUCUGACUGUCGAAGGCAAGUCGACUCGGCAUUUGAGUCAUCAUUUUUUUAAACUGACGGCUCACACAGAUGGGUUUUCGGCACUUCGGAUGCACCUCUGUGCGGACGAGUAUAUCACAGUUUCAAUUGACACACGGACAGGUCGUAUACUAUUGCGAGACACGGGCGGAUUGGCAGCAGCUGAACGAGCACCACAAUACGUAGUGUUCACAGAGAAGAUUAACGAAAACCCGCUGCUUGUAUAUGACUUCCUCGUUCAAGCUCGUUUCAGAACUAUCUUGGAUCUCGCCGAGCAGAAAGCACGAUAUAUGGGGCUUCAGACAUUCCGAAGUCGCAAUCUUCCGAAAGAGGAGCUCGAAAAACUUGGGCGAGAAGCUCGCUCAAUGCUAUUCGUACAGCUUGCAAAUUUCCAAGGAUACUAUCUGGUCUUACUAGUGACUGAGGUCGAGUUUCGCUUUGCGUUGAUUUCUGUGCAGCAAAAGCAGAAUAGUCCGACUUCGGAUUUGGUUCUGCAAGAUAUCGGUUGGCUCGAUGUUCAGCGAAUACACGGGAGUGACGCUGUUGUGAGGGAGCAGUUUGGUCAACUAGGUUCGGGGAGUCAUGAACCGCCUAAGGUUACUGGAACGAGUUCUUUGGGUGGAUUUGGCCCGUUCGAUAUUACCUUAGGAUUUGAUCGGUUCAAGCUGGAGACGGAGGUCCUUCGGGAACUUUAUUCCUACUGCUGCGCCCGAGUUGCAUAUACGAAAGUGGAGCUGCAAUUGAAGAGACGCGGAAUACCCUGCACCUACAUGGACACCGCUCCUUCAGCCACCACGCAUCCGGACCUUGCUCACCUACAAUCUUCACUAGUAAGAUCCGUCCCCGGACUAUGCGUCCAAUCAUCCGAUAUUCUAGCGGGCGUCCCCGCUGCGGAAGCCGCAAUGCCCAACAUCCGCGUUAUUCCUCUUAACUGGUGGUCAAAUAAGAAAUCGCAAGUGGUGACGUGUGUUAAGCUGAAGUAUGUUCAACAGCCGGUUGGCAAGCGUGCUGGAACAAGUACGGUCAUACGCCCGUCGAAACGAAUCAUUUACGAUGCGCGAGAAGCUAUCGUGUCUUUCUUGUCCGAAACUGUCGACACUUGUGUCGAUGAGUUCCUUGAGGAGUGGGCGAAAGUCUCAAAGAUGGUGGUGAUUGCUAGAGAGGUUGCGCAGAUGUCGAAACGACAGUCAUGGGAAGAUGUGCGACUUCUGUCAUUUGAUCUGCAGACUGUCGAGUUCGCGUAUGCGAAGGAUUACACAGUAUCAAUUUCGUGCACGGAUCAACUCAUGUUGAGCAACGAUACCACGUAUGAACUAUUCUUCUCGCGAAUACGCAAGCUUGGACGUAGUUCAAUGCUCGCUGUCCCAUUUGAUCCUCUCCGUGUGUCGGAUGAAGACGAGCUAUAUAAUCCUCACGAAGACGCACAACCCUUCCUACAGCACAUCCUCCGACAAGGCCCGUCACUAUCAGCAUCAUUACACCAACUAGUUGGGUUAUUGAGAGAUAGUCUGCCGUUAGUCUGCGUAGUGGACACGCUGAGGAGGAGCGUGGAAGUUGUGGAGGAUAGGCGAGUUGGCGUUGAGGUGAUUACGAAAUCUGUGGGAUGGUAUCGGGUCAUGUACGGUGAUUUUAGGCACGCCUUGGACUUCCGAUUAAUGACCGGUCGGCGCGUUGUAAUUCUCGAUGCUAGUCUAUCCGCUCGCACUACUUGUCAGGCAACGCAAGGGCGCGGGAAGCAAAUUUCCUCAAUCGUUGCGAAAUCCCGGCUCGGCAAAGAAGCCGACAAGGAAAAGUCAACAACAGGCACACCCUCCUCUCCGAACAAAUCUCCUUCGAGAACACAGACCGGUGUCUUACUCCCUAUCCCCGGAUUCGAUCAGCUCAUCCAGGAUGCCAUCCGCGAAUCCAUAAAUAACAAUUCAUCACGAUCUCCGUCUUCAAUAUCAACAUCAACAUUACCAACGAAUCAGUCAUCGCGUAUUCACCUUUCGAAGAAGAUGAACGCUGUUCAUCUAGACAGUGGUGUCAUGUGUAACGUCGACGCUGUGGAAUCUCUCGCACCUCGGAUACACUCGAGAGUGUUGAAGAGCUUGGCAUCAUCGGCACCGGCGCCGCCACCGGCACCAUAA
Fomitiporia mediterranea MF3/22 is the source of this 3808-nucleotide messenger RNA. Its product is annotated as MED14-domain-containing protein. NCBI's taxonomy places the organism in Eukaryota, Fungi, Basidiomycota, Agaricomycetes, Hymenochaetales, Hymenochaetaceae. Gene Ontology annotation, molecular function: transcription coregulator activity. The record is from RefSeq and is a predicted model, not a curated record. Gene Ontology annotation, cellular component: core mediator complex; mediator complex. Gene Ontology annotation, biological process: regulation of transcription by RNA polymerase II. Bases 86 to 3808 code for a protein of 1240 amino acids. The transcript is spliced from 17 exons.